AUGUUGAAAUCAUUUGACGUCAACCACCAGGACCACAAGCCCCGGACGAAGUAUUUUCUAACGGUUGGCGGGCGGGUGGUGAGAGUCAACCAUGACCCUGACGCUGGCAAUAGGCAAAUCGUGCCUACCGAGGACGAGCUGAAGACAAUUCUUUAUGACCAGACGGAUGCUAGGAAUAGGGGGAAUGGACACCGACGGCGUGACAACAUUGACUUUGUCGCCCUCCAUGCUAACCGCAGACCAAGACGAAAAGGCAGCAAGAACGGGGUCGAAAACAACCAGCGCACAUACGAGAACAGCAACAGUCCGGUUGGUGUAAAUGGUGAAGACCGACCCCACAUCCGGCGGGAAAGGGGCAUAAAGUCCGACCGGUGUCUCCGCCCAAAAGCAAACAGACCAAGUCCGAAGCACCACGAUUCUGGAGAAGAGGAAGAUGUCUCCUUGUUCUUGGACUCUUUCUCCGCUUCCGAGAUGCCAGGACAGCAUCCUGCAGCGGCAGUACAGACGGCAGUUACUCUCCAGUCGCCCCCGACGUCGCUCUGUCUGGACGACGGUGUGCUCGAGGGGCAGGCGCGUAAAGCUGAAGCUGUUGUCGCCGACACCACGCAAACCACGAUGGAGAUGAGUAAGCCACUCGCAAAGAUUGAUCUGUACAGCAUCCUAGCCAAGGCUCCUCCUGUCGCGCCACGUAGCACAGCAUCACACCGUCCGGUCGACGGGAUCGGCUGCAGCGUUGACCCAACCAUGUCGAACAAGGCCGGAAUGAAGCGACACAAGCGAGAGCAAGGUUCCUUGCGCAGACUAGCGAGUAGUGUCGUCGUCGGGGGAGACGAACGACCAGCGUUUGAAACAGCACUGCGGUUGAACCCGCGAGAGGAGGUGGGCGGAUACCUGAAGAGAGACCCGCUGGGAGACGAGGUCGCCGAGUUAACCGCCAAGCUUCAGGAAAGCCUUCGAAGUAUCGGCGGUGGGAAGAUUUCCAAGGGAAUGAAGGUGGUGUCGCUGACAGAUGUUGAAAGAGAAGAUCGACGGGGCCUCAACCGCGCUCUUCGGCUGGCAACCCAAUCCCGGCGUCAACUACCGCCGCAGAUGGAUAGCUGA
Ectocarpus siliculosus is the source of this 1101-nucleotide messenger RNA. NCBI's taxonomy places the organism in Eukaryota, Phaeophyceae, Ectocarpales, Ectocarpaceae. The record is from the annotation of a GenBank genome assembly.